GAUCAAGGACACAGCCUUACCACCUGGUCUGGGAGACACUCGGCGUUUUAUGUUGCAUUCCACUGAAAUGUCACUGGUACUUGGGGCAAAGCGCUUCCUAGAGUGGAGACAUUCCAAAUACAUGAUGGGUAGAAUCUCAGAGUAUCCUGUACUGGCUGCCCUGGGAGGGGAGGUUGUAAACAUGCAACAGAUUCGCGCAUUCCUCAGGGUGCAUUUGAAAGAUUAUGGACUUCUAGAUUUUGAUGCAAGUGAUGUUAGUAAUCCACCUCCUGUCGAUACCACUUGGCAGCAGAUCUACUUUUGCCUGAGAUCUGGGUAUAAUGAUGAAGCAAGAACAGUUGCUGCAUCAUCGAAUGCUUCACAGGAGUUUGCGCCACCGCUGAACGAGUGGAUCACAUCUGGAGGGAGGGUGUCUCCGGAGACCUCAGCUAGAGCUUCAUAUGAGUUGGAUAUGAUGUUGAGGACAUAUGAUGUUGAGGGUGGAGCUGGUUACGAGAAGGAGAAGAUGUUAGUAUAUGCUCUCGUAUCUGGUUCAAGAAGCCUCUUCCACCGCCUGCGGGAAGAUUAUUCACCUCUAUUUGACACUGAUGAGCAUUACCACUGGUUCAUGUUAGCGUCUAUUAGAGAUAUCCCAGUUGGAGCUGCAUCCACUGUCACGCAUGCUGGCUUGGAGACACUCACAUUGAGCGAUUUGCAGGUCUAUGUGAAUACCUCUGGCCCAGAUGAAGCAGACCGUCUCAUGUAUCCUUAUCUUUUACUUUUGAGCAUCCAGUUGAUACCAGCUAUCACAUACAUGUUUGAGGAGUAUGACAUUGAUGCUGCCCACGUAUCGAUUGCGCUAGCAGACCAUGGUGUCCUAUCAGAAGUUGCUGGUGCUGCACAAGGGAUUGGUAUGAUGGAUGCUUAUGGAAAAGCAUCUCACAUCACCAAGCAGUAUGGAUCUACCAGAUUUCUUCCUCAUGAUAUAUCAAUGGCCUUAGAAUAUUAUGCACAAGCUGCUGCUGUCCUUGGUGGUGGACGGUUGGCAUGGCCUAUAGGAGGUAAUGUGGGUCAGCAGAGGCAGAGAAAUGCGAGGCUGAAGCAUGUCCUUAGUGAGCUUCUAAUGACAGAUGGUGGUAUCCGCCUUCUUUUUGGUUUUAGAGGCAAGGAAGGUGAACUUGCAAGAUUCUUCCCUGAUGUGAAUGAAAGGAUUCAGUUCCUGCAUGAAGCUGCACGACAAUGUCAGGAAUUUGGGUUGCCUGGCAAGUGUCGAGAGAUUAAAGCUGAGAUUCGACGAGGUUGA
Molecule: messenger RNA, 1282 nt
Organism: Fragaria vesca subsp. vesca
Lineage: Eukaryota; Viridiplantae; Streptophyta; Magnoliopsida; Rosales; Rosaceae
Exons: 6
Coding region: 50-1282 (410 amino acids)
Biological process (GO): poly(A)+ mRNA export from nucleus; protein import into nucleus
Cellular component (GO): nuclear pore
Molecular function (GO): structural constituent of nuclear pore
Source: RefSeq, a predicted model, not a curated record